Molecule: messenger RNA, 3399 nt
Organism: Ostreococcus lucimarinus CCE9901
Lineage: Eukaryota; Viridiplantae; Chlorophyta; Mamiellophyceae; Mamiellales; Bathycoccaceae
Exons: 1
Coding region: 1-3399 (1132 amino acids)
Biological process (GO): positive regulation of DNA replication; telomere maintenance via telomere lengthening
Cellular component (GO): CST complex
Molecular function (GO): telomeric repeat DNA binding; single-stranded DNA binding
Source: RefSeq, a predicted model, not a curated record
AUGCGCGCGACGCUCGGGUUGCGAAGAAGAGACGACGCGAGCGGGGGGUGGACGUGGACGGCGAAAGACAAAGACGAAGACGGCGGCGCGGAGGUGCGCCUGGCGAGCGUGGACGUGAAGGCACAUGAUUUAGGACGCGUCGUUUGCGUGCGAGAUUUCGUCGUCGUGACAGACGCGAGGAAUGGAGACGCCGUCGUCGUCGAGGCGAACUGCGUCGAACGCGCGUACGACGACGACGGAUUCGAGGAGUCCUUGGCUUGCGGACCGUUGGAAGACGAGGAUGGCGUGGCGAACGACGCUCGAGCGUUGAACGGGAAAUUAGGGGCGUGUCAUCGAGGUAUUUUAGAGGCUGUGAGUCCGAUCAUCACCACCGGUGAGUCGACGUUCUUCAUGUGCGCGCUUAGAAACGAAGACGACGCCGGCGCGCAGAUUCCGAUCAUUUUUAACGGAGAGUUUCUGGCGCGAUGGGAGUGCAUAUUAAGACAGUGCGUCGGUUCGAGGGUGGAGAUGCGAAAUUUACGCAAAGUCGUGUUAUUCAAGGGCGACGCGACGCACGAAUUACGCGCAUUUUCCGCCACGGCUGAGUUUCACGUGGUUAGUCUCACCUUUGGCGAGCGCAGAGUGCGUCGCUGCGCGUGCGCGUGCGCCAUGUGCGGCGCAGGGGCGACGGUGGAUAGGUUUGAAGGACACGUCGUAUCGGUUCGUACUAGUCGUGCGUACGCGAUCCUGCGUGACGCUCAAGGACGGGACGUCAAACUCACGUUUACGCACGUUCCUCUCGUCGACUCAAAGAUCGUCGUUUCCGGUUUGCGCGUCGGCGCGCGCGUCGUCGUAACGCACGCGCAUCCUGUUUGGCGAGUCGAUGAAUACAACGAGCGGGUCGUGGAGACGCUCGGUGUUGAUUUACGCACCCAAAUUGUGAUAAAGCGCACAUCGACGGAGAACGCAUCGGAAGGAGAGACCGAGAUGUACUCAGACAACGCGGACGAAAAGGCGAAUCGGUUUUCGCGCGUGCUCAAGUACGUCGUGGAACAGUCGAAUUUCGUGUACGCCGAAGCCGCCGCGGCAUGGCGGGAAGUUUUUGAGACCAACUUUGAUAUUCUGAACGAUUCUAGGCUGAUCGAUGUCGCGAGCGCCGAGUACGCGCUCGGGAAGACGGGUGAAGCGAGCGACGAACAAACCGCGGCGCCGCUGUUACUGGCGAUGCACGACUUGGGCUCGAAGGCGUUCAAACGAGCAGACGUUUACCGAGAGUUUUUCGCUCCGACGCCACUGGGCGGGGAGUCCAUCAGUAAUUUCGACGUCCCGACGAUAAACUCGUUGAAAGACGCCGUAUUUGAGAAGUGGAAAGAUGAAAACAAAGUCGCCGCCGCGUGCAAGCGCGGCAGCACUCGCAACGAAGGUAAAGUCGUCAUUCGCGCGACGGGGCGGUUGGGCGAGGUUGAUCCACCUCGUUACGUCAUGGGCAUAUUACGCUGCAUGUAUGGACGACUCCACGUCGUCGACGCAUCAGGAGCUGUGGAGCUUUGCAUCGAAUCAUUCUUGAAACGAGCGCCCGCGCCGAGCAUGUUGAACAAACUCGUCGUGCUCAGGGAGUGCGAAAUCAUGUGCGAAGGCGCGUACGUCGGUUCUCGCGCCGACGCGUUGAACCAUCACAACGCUUCGGUGCGCGUGAGUCUAUGCGUGGACUCGGAUAAUAUUGUCGUCAUUCAAAACCCGACAUCGAGCGCCAAAUCAGAGAGCCACGGCACCAUGUACGUGGCCGUCAAUUCGGCGACGAAGGGCGCGCAGCUGCUCCCGCCGCGACUCGCCAGUUCCAAGUUUUCUCAUCCUAUCGUCGCCCCGACGUGGACUUUCACAAUCGAUGCGUCGUCCGAAGUGAAACAACGUACGAGCAUUCAGGUCUAUACGGCGCAAGGGGGCGUAAAGACGUUGGACGGCGUCAUAGUGAACACGACGCACGAGUCUCGAAGCAGCGGCAGAAUCGCCGUCUCUUUCGGACCCAAGAACAGUUGGUUCUGUCUGCUUCGACACGGCACGACGUAUUUGAUUCCGAUCGUCCCGACUCUGAAUUCCGGGGCGACGACGUUUAUCGUCGACGAGCGUCCAGAUGUUGACGCUUUCGUGUUGCCCGACGAUGAAGACGACGAGAUGACGGCGACGCCCGAAGUGCGCGACGUGCGAGAUGUUCUAGUGUGGGGCAAAGUCUUCGCGAAACAUCUCAGCAGUGCAGAUUCGUGGCAACCAUCACCAGAACUUGUGUCAUUUAGGUGUAUCAUCGUCGCCGAAGAAUGGUUUGAGAGUGAAAAUCGUAGAGAAUCCCAAUCACAGUUUGGCUGGGAGCCGAGAUUCAAAGUUCAAGACGUCGAGACGCACGACGUUGUCGACGUGUACUGUAAGACGUCCGCGUUCAGCCUUCCCGUCGGAGUGGGCAUAGGAGCAAAAAUUACGAUUCAUCGCGCGAUGCGUCAUCUUUCUGCGGCGUCAAUGAACAUAUACGUCAAACUGAAUCCCGGCGUGACGACGAUUGAGAUCCACGAGCGAUGCGCGUCGACAUCUGAAUACCUGCCACUUUUGACGAAUAUUUCGAUGAGGCAGUCGAUUCGUGCACUCUUUGACGAAGAAAUGCGCAACUCAGGCGAGCGGCUGGUAAUCAGUAGACGAACGUUCGCGGUGCGUGCUCGAGUCGUUUCGGUGUCCAUGUUGACGGUUCGCUGGUGCUGUCCGGCGUGCGGUUGCGACGCCGGAUCACUCAUGCACGUGAGCGUUAACCCCGCCACUGGCGCGACCAAGCGCAGGUUACCCGCAGUUUUGGCUGGAUGUGACGUGUGUCGCCCCUCAGCACGUGGAACUUCGAGGCCGGGUGUGUUCGAAGUCGAGGCUUCUGUGAUUUUAGACGACGGCACGGCUCAAGCCGACUGUUGGCUAACCGGCGAAGCCGGAAUGGCGCUCACGCCGCUAGAAGUUCGGAACGAGAUCCUGGCGAUAGUGAAAAAGCAUGGUCGAGUGACGUCGCGUUUGAUAAAGAGUAGCGACGAGGAAAGAGAUCUGGGAGCUGUCACGGGCGGUCACGUCGUGCGCGGUCACGCCUCAAACGUUCUCGGCGGCAAAGAUUCCGCGGCGGUACGAACAGCCGUGUCGUACGCGACAUCUUUGAAUGAGAUGAUAUUCGAGUGUCGCAAGCAGUAUCGGUAUCACGAUGGCGAAGAUUCGUCGAGCCCACCGCACGCAUCAGCGUUUUCUUUCGCCAUCGAUCCAAAACCGCGCGAGGUGCGCGUCGGCGAGUAUGCAAUUUCGACAAACUGCUUACCGAUGCUUCGCUUCUGGUCUGCGAGUGCGAUCCCAACGCGUCCAAAAGAAGAGCUAAUGAUGAGGCUAUCACAAAUAAAACUUACUUAG